Messenger RNA from Vicia faba (fava bean), 849 nucleotides. Lineage: Eukaryota; Viridiplantae; Streptophyta; Magnoliopsida; Fabales; Fabaceae. The record is from the annotation of a GenBank genome assembly.
AUGAAUAGUAAUCCAAAUACUUCAACCAGACAUGUAUCAGAUGAAAACCAAGAAGAUGAACAAUUCACUGAAAUCAGAGAAAUCCAUGCCUUAACACCACCACGACCUCCACCUCCAACUACCAGUGGCCAUAACCACCGUUCAUCUUCUUUAUCCAUCACCAGCAGCACAGAUAGUGAGAACUUCACAACCAUAAGCAGAGAAUUCAAUGCUUUGGUUCUAGCAGGAUCAACUAUUAACCACAACAACGACAUAACUCCUCAAUCUCAUCCUCAUGAUCAAUACGAAACCAGUAACAACAACAACAACAACAAUAAUUUAGGGAGGAUUAGAGAAGAAGAUAUGAUGGAAGAAACAAACCCUUUGGCUAUUGUACUUGAUAACAACCCUUUAGACCCUGUUCAAUCUCCUACUACCAGAAGAGUUGUUGCUGGUAGCAGCGGCGGCCGCGGUGGUGGUGCUACACGUGUCGGCGGUGAAGAAGAACACGUGUCAGUUGAUAAAGUGAAGAAAGAGGAAGUUGAUGCAAAGAUAUCAGCUUGGCAGAACGCUAAAGUUGCAAAGAUUAACAACAGGUUUAAGAGGGAAGACGCUGUCAUCAAUGGCUGGGAAGGUGAACAGGUUCAAAAAGCUACUACUUGGUUGAAAAAAGUUGAGAGGAAGCUGGAGGAAAAAAGAGCAAAAGCAUUGGAGAAAACACAAAACAAAAUAGCAAAAGCUCAUAGAAAAGCAGAAGAGAGGAAAGCAUCAGCAGAGGCAAAAAGAGGAACCAAAGUGGCAAGAGUUCUUGAAAUUGCUAACCUUAUGAGAGCAGUUGGAAGACCUCCUGCCAAAAAAUCUUUCUUCUAA